Molecule: messenger RNA, 171 nt
Organism: Ambispora leptoticha
Lineage: Eukaryota; Fungi; Glomeromycota; Glomeromycetes; Archaeosporales; Ambisporaceae
Source: the annotation of a GenBank genome assembly
CAACAACUAGAAGGAAUGCUUAAUCUUUAUGACUUGAAAGUAUAUCCAAAUAUGUAUUUGAAGCUUCAAGAAGCAAGGAUGAUUUUGACAACACCUAGUACUAACUCUCUUGAUAUUACAAGAGAAAAACUUCAGUUAUUCAUACAAUAUUGCAAGAUAAAAAUAAAUUAG